ACCGGCUCCUUGCUUGGCAACGAACUUAAAUCAAAACGCAUAGUUAUGUUGUUGAUGUUGGUCACACCCUGUCCUGAUUCCUCCAUUCCUCAUAACUAAAAUCAGGAGAUGUGAAGAGGGUGUGCGCUCUGUGGGCGGAGGCACUUCAGGGUGUGAUUAAGGUGUCAAACAUUCUCAAACGAGAGCGAUCCAGAGAGUGAGCUCAGUGUUUCAGAUCUGACUUUGCAGAGCGAGCAGCACACCUGUGAUCCCCUGAGGUAAGUCUGUUUGUUGUUGUUUUUUUGUGCUUUGCUGAGAUUCGAUCACCUUUGGUUGCGUUUAAAGCUGCACACCUGUCAUUUUUCCGGUCAGCAGCUCUGUGCUUUCUUGCAGACUUUCUCGGCAACAUGAGUGAAUCAGCUGAAGCAAUAGCGGCUCAACUCGGCAGCCGACGAAAUGUGACGAUCGAGAUCACCAACAACACCACCAACUAUGUCCUCAUCGACCCAGAGUAGGUGCAAAAACCUCAAGAUUAAGUCUAAGAUUCAAAGCAAAGAGUGCAAAAUCAAAUAUUAAAAAAGAUGCACCCCUUCAUGUUCAGGUUUUGACUUUGGUCUCCUUUUAUUUCCCCUUCUCUGAAAGGAUUCACAUGGACAGUGGCCAUUGUCACAUCCCACCCACACCCACUCUGGCGCCAUCGUCAACCGAGCUCUGCAACUUCUCUAAAACCAGUGCCAAAACCUCCGGUGCAGUGGGCGUCCUGGCCUACAAUGUGGUGGAAAUGCGGAGCAACAGGGAGAUGGCAAAAUUAGCCAUAAUGUUCUCUGUGCCCUACGACCGAAACGUGUACAAAAACUGGUUUGGUUUCGGGGUCUUCAGCACAGAGACGGAGGUGAAUAAGGCGAUGUUUGAGAUGAUGUACUACAAAGAGUCGGAGAAGGAAUAUGCAAGACUGGAGGGCACAGGCAGCAAUCUCACAUUCCAGCACCCUGCCCUGGAUAUCAUGGGGACCAUGUCCCCUCUGGGCAAGUCGAUUAUGAAGGUGGAGAUCUGGGAGAAGUUGUUCCAUCCUGCCAUAUCUCAAAGCCCUUACUAAGCCAGUCACUCAGAGUCACUCAGUGAAAUGAAAUAAGAGUGAGUAGUUUUUUGUAUACUACCUGUGCUACUGUACCACCUGUUCAUGCAAUAAAUCAAACCUGAAACACACCCAGAACUGUCUCUGUGAUCAUUAGAGAU
This is a messenger RNA of Xyrichtys novacula (pearly razorfish), 1215 nucleotides long. The record is from the annotation of a GenBank genome assembly. NCBI's taxonomy places the organism in Eukaryota, Metazoa, Chordata, Actinopteri, Labriformes, Labridae.